ACCAUAUGAUCGAUGCGCAUACAGCCAGCGGGGUCGGCCCAGCAGGAGAAUAUGCAAUGUCCAGGAACCAGUCUCGAGGUCAGAUCCCCUUUCCUUUCUCCCUAACACCCACAAGCCCGCGAUUCUGGUAGCUAGGUUUCGAGCUUCUCUUCUGGAAAUCAAACUAAAGCUGUGACACGACGAUGGCGCAAAGGCUUCAACAAUUUGCUUCUCACCUCGAUCCGCGCACAUGGUCAGGCAAAGGUUUGGCCCACGCCAAGCUGAAGAACGAUGACGAUGUGGUCAUAGUGGCGACAGGCAGAACGCCCUUCUGCAAAGGGUUCAAAGGUCAGCUCAAAGACACGCCCUUCGACCUGCUCUGCCUUGAAAUCUUCAAGGGCAUCAUUUCCAAAUCUCAGGUCGACCCCAAGCUCAUCGAAGACGUCGUGGUGGGGAAUGUGAGGAACGACUUCAACGCGUACCACAUUCGAGCUGCUGCUCUCGCCGCCGGCAUCCCCAACUCAAGUCCCACCCUGGUUGUCAACCGCUUCUGUUCCAGCGGUCUCAUGGCUAUCCGCACCGUUGCAAACCAGAUUCAGACGGGCGAAAUCGACUGUGGACUGGCGGUCGGCAUUGAAUCGAUGAGCCAAGGCCCCUCGCCAAAGCUCAACUUCUCGCCCGAAGUGGAGAAUGGAAGUCAGGAAGCGUUCGACUGCAAGUACCCCAUGGGCUGGACAAGCGAGAACGUUGCAGGCGACUUUAACAUUUCGCGGGAGAGGAUGGACGCCUGGGCGGCGCAGUCGCACCAGCGGGCAGCAGCAGCGCAAGCCUCGGGUACAUUCGACGCAGAGAUAAUUCCAAUCACGGCAAUCGAAAAGCAGGGCGAAGCGCGAGUGCACAAAGUAGUCUCUGCAGAUGAUGGCAUUAGAUCAAACAGUUCUGCGGAGAGCUUGGCAAAGAUCAAGCCUGCCUUUCCCCAGUGGCAACCGGCUCAUACCACUGGCGGCAACGCAUCACAGAUCACGGACGGUGCGGCUGGCGUAUUGCUUAUGAGACGUAGCUUGGCCAACAAGCUGGGCAAGAAGGUCAUUGGCAAGUACGUGUCUACCGCAGUCAGCGGUCUUGCUCCGAGGAUCAUGGGCAUCGGUCCUAGUCUGGCUAUUCCGAAAGUGCUCGAGCUGAGCGGCAUCUCCAAGGACCAGGUGGACCUGUUCGAGAUCAACGAAGCUUUCGCUUCGAUGAUCGUCUAUUGCAAGGACAAGCUCGAGAUUCCGGAUGACAAGCUGAAUGUGAAUGGUGGAGCAUGCGCUCUCGGUCAUCCGCUUGGUGCAACUGGUGCGCGUCUGGUCGUGACAAUUUUAAACGAACUGGAAAGGCGCAAUCAGCACGUCGGCGUCGUCUCCAUGUGCAUUGGUCUCGGUAUGGGCGCUGCUGCCGUAAUCCUUCGCGAAGACUAAGGAUUGUCUGGCCAAGUAGCUCGCUCCUUACGAAUGGGGCUUGGCGCCUGCGAUCGGCAGAUGUAGGGUUAAGCUACUGUAUUCAUCAUUGCCCCAAUUUCUCAGAGUGUGCGCAGCUGAAGAUGCAAUUGUUGCAGCUGGUGUGGGGCGGGGAUGUCGCAAAUAUGGGCAUUCUUCACUCUGAUUGAGAUUCGAGCAGCAUUUGAUCAGGAGCAGAGGCAUCGCUUAGUCUCUGUGAAGC
Ceraceosorus guamensis is the source of this 1677-nucleotide messenger RNA. Its product is annotated as thiolase. Gene Ontology annotation, biological process: fatty acid beta-oxidation; phenylacetate catabolic process. The record is from RefSeq and is a predicted model, not a curated record. Lineage: Eukaryota; Fungi; Basidiomycota; Exobasidiomycetes; Ceraceosorales; Ceraceosoraceae. Bases 183 to 1436 code for a protein of 417 amino acids. Gene Ontology annotation, cellular component: peroxisome. The transcript has 8 exons. Gene Ontology annotation, molecular function: acetyl-CoA C-acyltransferase activity.